AUGGAUUCGUUUCGUCGGCCAUCGCGUUAUCGUGAUCUCUCCAAACCUGCGUCCUUCCACAGUGGUCUGAGUUAUGCCCAAUGUCAUGGUUUCGCCGCUUCAAGUGUGAAAAAGAGAGGCCAGGGCAGCCGUUCGUGGAUGCAGAUAGAUCGAGAUGGAAACUCACAAGUCGUCGUACUCGACAAAGCAACUAUAAUGAGGCGGUGCUCGCUGCCAUCUAGGGAUCUUCGAAUUUUAGACCCUCUCUUCGAUUGUCAUUCCACGGUACUAAGCCGUGAGAAAGCAAUUGUCAUCAAUCUAGAGCAAAUCCGAUGCAUAAUCAUGGCCGACGAGGUUAUCCUAAUGAACUCUGUGGACAGUUACGUCUUGCAGUAUGCCUCAGAGUUAUGUCUACGGCUCAAGAAAGACCACACUGGUAAUGUUUUCUCCUAGAGCAACGCCAGAUCCAGGGGUUCUGCUUGGCUUCUGUUUAGUUGUUUAUAAAAAGAGCCCGCUAUGGAUUUCUUGCAUUAAUCCACUGGAUUUCUCAUAUCAAGUGCUUUCUCUUUGUGUCAGAUGACCUACCUUUUGAAUUCAAGGCACUGGAGCUUGCCCUGGAGAUAGCCUGCGCGCUGCUUGAUGGCCAAGUAUGAGUCUGACCUUGCCAUGGCCAUGAGUUCCCCGACCCAUAUUUACUUCAGAAGUUCUUGUCUUUGCGUGGUUUAUUUUCUUCACAUGAUAUGCAUGUAUGACUGAAGUUGUAGCUCAGAGGCUUAGAAGUCAAUUUAUAUGGUGCAAGCAGGUAAAUGAACUCGAAAUCGAGAUUUAUUCGCUGCUCGAGGAACUAACUUCGUCCAUUAGCACCAGCAAACUAGAUCAUGUGCGCAGGCUCAAGAGCCGUCUUCUGGACUUGACUCACCGAGUCCAAAAGGUACAAGUGAAGUCAUCCGGAAGAAUCCUCUUCAUCUGAAUUCUCCAACCAGCAAAUAAAUGAUUCGGGCGGUUCCCUUAGGUCCGGGACGAGCUGGAAAACCUGAUGGACGACGACGGCGACAUGGCCGAGAUGUACCUGUCAGAGAAAAAAUCCCGGGCAGAGGAAUCCGCCAUUGCCGAUCACAGACCAAACGGGGUAAUCUCAGAACUAGACUUUGGCGCAUCGAAGACUGCCCUGGUAUCGCAUCUGAGUUCAAGCAGUAGACUUGCUCAAUUGGAGAAGGCCUCGAGCUUGAAGAGUUCUAGCAGCGUAAUUCACAUCGAAGAGCUUGAGAUGUUGCUUGAAGCAUAUUUUGUCGUCGUUGACAAUACUCUGAGCAAUCUAUUGUCGGUAAGUCAUAGUUUAUUCCUGUUUAUCAUUUUUUUUGGCUCUGUUUGUUUCUCACAUGCGCUUCGCCGGGUGAUUCUGACGAGCCAGUUGAAGGAGUACAUUGAUGACACCGAAGACUUCAUCAACAUCAAACUAGUGAGGACAACAUAUAUCAUUAAUAGUUAUUUAUUUUAUGUAUUUUUCCCGCAAUUAUUGCACCUUAUGUUCAUCCAUUUUCUUUCUUUUUUUUUUUUUUGGAAAUACGAAUGCCAGGACAAUGUUCAGAACCAGCUGAUCCAAUUCGGGUUGCUCCUCUCAGGAGCCACGUUCCUUGUGACGGCCUUUGCAGCUGUGACGGCGGUCUUUGGGACGAACUUUGCUGACCCGGUGUUUGACCUUCCAUCUAACUUUGACUCCGCCCUGAUAUCAACGGGCUUCUGUUGUGGAUCGAUAUAUCUAUUCUUCCUUCUUUACGUCAAGCACAGGAAACUGCUAGAUUUAUAG
This is a messenger RNA of Spirodela intermedia, 1786 nucleotides long. NCBI's taxonomy places the organism in Eukaryota, Viridiplantae, Streptophyta, Magnoliopsida, Alismatales, Araceae. The record is from the annotation of a GenBank genome assembly.